AUGGCUGCAGCAUGGAUCCUAGUGCUGGGGACUGCGGUGUUGGGCUUGACCACAGCAGGCCCUGUCCCCACUUCUAAGCCCAACACAACUUGGAGGGGCUGCCACAUUGGCACUUUCAAAUCUCUGUCACCUCAGGAGGUAGAAACCUUCAAGAAGGCCAAGGAUGCCUUGGAAAACUCACUCUCCCAGAUAAACUGGAGCUGCAGUUCCCGCUUCUUCCCCAGGCCCUGGGACCUGAGGCAGCUGCAGGUGUGGGAGCGCCCUGUGGCCCUGGAGGCUGAGCUGGCCCUGACACUGAAGGUCCUGGAGGCCGUAACUAAUGAGGCCCUGAGGGACGUCCUGGACCAGCCCCUUCACACACUACGCCACAUCCAGUCCCAGCUCCAGGCCUGUGGCUCGGCUCAGCCCACAGCAGGCCCCAUGCCCCGGGGCCGCCUUCGGAACUGGCUGCACCGACUCCAGAAGGCCCCGAAGAAGGAGUCCCCUGGCUGCCUGGAAGCCUCUGUCACAUUCAACCUCUUCCGCCUUCUCACCCGGGACCUGAAAUGUGUUGCUAGUGGACACCUGUGUGUCUGA
Messenger RNA from Otolemur garnettii (small-eared galago), 576 nucleotides. RefSeq names its product interferon lambda 1 (gene IFNL1). Lineage: Eukaryota; Metazoa; Chordata; Mammalia; Primates; Galagidae. Bases 1 to 576 code for a protein of 191 amino acids. The transcript has 5 exons. Gene Ontology annotation, molecular function: cytokine activity. Gene Ontology annotation, biological process: cell surface receptor signaling pathway via JAK-STAT; positive regulation of immune response; innate immune response. The record is from RefSeq and is a predicted model, not a curated record.